Messenger RNA from Brassica napus (rape), 2742 nucleotides. Its product is annotated as CASP-like protein 5C1. Lineage: Eukaryota; Viridiplantae; Streptophyta; Magnoliopsida; Brassicales; Brassicaceae. The transcript has 3 exons. The record is from RefSeq and is a predicted model, not a curated record. Gene Ontology annotation, cellular component: membrane. Bases 231 to 692 code for a protein of 153 amino acids.
GAUGUUUGGUUAAGAAAUAAGAACAAAAUCCAUAAUUAAGCAAAACCAUUAUGCCUUUUAUGAGCCUUUGACCCCAUUGUUGUCACAUCUACUUCUGUCUUUCCACCUCUGUCUGAAAAAAGAGAGGACCCUUUCCUCUGUUUUUUUACUUUUGUCAUCUAUCAAAGUUCAACUCUGAUAGAAGCAUGUAAGAAUGACAAGGAAUAGAAGAGAUAACAAAGUCUCAGUUCAUGGAAGUGGUCAGAACGGCGUCGGUUGGAACAAGCUCAAGCAUUGGUCUACGUCUUGGACAGGUUCUGUUCUCUUCUGCCUCACUUCUUUUCAUGUGCUUCAACGAUGACGACGACUUCUACGCUUACACUGCCUUCUGCUAUUUAGUUACAGUGAUGGGUUUAGUGACACCAUGGAGCGUUACGUUAGCCCUACUUGAAGCGUACUCCAUCAUCGUUCAAAGACUUCCUCUGCAAGCAACAGUUUUAUCUGUCAUCGUCUCUGGAGACUUGGUUUUGUCGUUUUUAUCGCUGGGAGGUGCAUGCUCAACGGCGAGCGUGACCGUAAUUUUGAUUGGUGCUGGAGAGAAGCAUUGUGAUCGGUACAAGUUAUCGGCGACAAUGGCGUUCUUGUCUUCGUUUCUUUCCUUUGCUUCCACUUUCUUUAACUUUCGUCUUCUCCCUUCUCUAUUUUCUAGUUAGUCAGAUUUUUGUUUCACCAGUUUAUAGUUAUUUCUCUUUUUAUAGUUCAGAGAAACGUGAUAAAAUUGUAUCUUUGUAGGAAAAUAAUAUAUUCGAAUUGUUUCUCAGUGCAUACAUUAUAGGAUUCGUAUUCUUAGAUAUCCUAAACUCGCACCAAUGUUAUAGUUGUACUUUGGAUCCACUUAUCUUUAGGUACUAAAACAUAGGUCUAGUUUUGAAAUCUUUUUUACGAUAUUUUAAAACCCUACAUUCUGUAUUUGUUUAAUUCAAUUAGCAAAUGUCAUAUCGGAUGCCCCAUUAGAACACUGUAUUUAUAGAAAACUGUUGUAGCAUUUUAACUGUAACAGUUUUGACCUUGUUUCUUGUUAUAUAGUACAUAGUUGGUAAAGCUUAUUGCAGAAUUGCACAUGUGUCUACCGAAACUUUCUAAACUAUAUCUGCACCAAACUUAUCAAAGAAAACUAAUAGUGACAUAAAACAUAACAAUUAAAAGCCAGGAAAGUAACUUUUUUAAUGACAAAAUAAAAGCUUAUAAUUUGCGUAAUACGGUCCAACUAAUAGUGAAGUAAUCAGAUUGUUUUUUAUUAAAAAGUAAUCAGAUUCUUAACAAACAAGUUUUGUCAAACACCCAAGCUCAACUGUGAGCCAUUAGUAGGUCAAAAUCUUUGUAAUCAAAUUGUUUACAUAUAGUUUUGUCUUUUUUUUUGGUAAAAUUUGGUACAUAUAGUUAUUAGUUCCAAAAAGAAAAUCAUAUUCAGAUUUUAAAGUGAGACUCAAUAAUCAUUUUCAAUUAACAACAUCAAUUUAAUAUGAUUAAACUAUGAUACCAUCAUACUAUUAGAUUACCCUGAUCAUGAUGUUGAGAAAAUGUAUAUUUCUCUUUCUAAUACAAUAGACGGGAGGGAGGCAUAUAGACCUGAACUAUAUCCUAAAUCUUAAGUGUCUGACACAAAUGCAUCGGGUUUGCAAAUAUGUGGAUCUGAAUUUUAAAAUAUGUAUUUAUAUUAGCAUACAUACAGAUGAAUCCAAUUAAUCAGAAAAUAAAUUGUACAAUUUCAUUUUAUUUGCUUAUAGAUGAGAACCGAUUUUUGGAUAUUAAAAUGUUCAGUUUUGUUUAUUAAACCCACCUGCUUGUUCAAGUGCAUGCACAUACAGAUUCACGUGAUCCGUACGUAAGUUCCUAUAGAUUUUAUUAGAUACCCAAAUCAAUACAUAAACAAUUUUCUUAAAAAAUUAACAUCAUAUUAAAUCAAUCUUUUUAGAAGUAAGUUUUACUGCAAAAAGCUAAGUUAUAAACCUGUUUAUGUAAUAUUUCAAAUAUUUUGUAAGUGAUCAAUCAAAGGAGAGGAACCCAUUUACUCAACCGAAGUGAGAGUGGUUUUUUAGGGGGGGGGGAAUGAGAGUGUUUUAAAAUGGCUUUUUUAUAAGAAAGUAGUAAUUAAAAAGACUAAAAAUGAACAAUUUUUUUUUUAUAUUACUCUAAAUUUUACAUAUCAAAAUUAUUGAUAUGCAUAUAUAGAAUGUUGGGAAAAAUCAAGACCAAAACAAUAAUAGUCGAUACUUCUAUGACCCAUUUAAUCUAAAGCGCCCAUAACUAACUAAAAGAUAGAGGGACCCAAGACAACCUUGCAUGAUGAUGAAACUUUGAUUCUAAAUUUCUAUGUAAGUUAUAAGGUGGGAAGUUUCAUCGUAAUGAAGAGUGUGAGCUUUUUUCAAUGUAUCUAAACACACAAAACAAGACCCCAAAAAUCAAUAUAUUCCAUAUCGUAUGAAACAUAUCUUUUAGCUUUAGAAAAUAAUUAAAAAUUGAUCAUUUGGAUAUUUCAAGUACGUCAGAUAAUAAGAAACUCCAAUAAUUUUUGUUUAAAUAGUAUCGUAAAUUAUACAAGUCGACAUAUAAAUAAAAACAUGCAGGGACCGCCAUGAUCAGUGCUGAUUGUUUUUAACUAAUUCCUUAUGAUUAGUUAUUCUGAUGUGAGUACAAAUCAUUAGUAAUCCAAUAGAGUACUGGUGCACAUGUUAAACGGGAGCUUUCACCUCUUCGAUCCAC